AUGUCGGCAGCCACAUUCCAAAACGCACACCGACUUCACGUGCAAUCCUUGUACAAGCGUUCGCUCAAGUUAUCUCUCGACUGGUACAUUCAACGCGAUUUGUGGCGCCAAAAAGCGCUUGACAUUCGUGCUCAAUUCGAACGCAACAAGCAUGUCACCAACCCCAAAGAACUGCAACUUUUGUUGAAGAAUACCGAAAAGGAGCUUCAAGCUUGGGCUCACCCUGAUCCUUACAAACUGUACUUGGGCCCCGAAGGUACCAAGUGGGAACGUAACCUUCCUCCUCUUGUGCCCGAUUCGCACCAUUAG
Messenger RNA from Zychaea mexicana, 309 nucleotides. RefSeq lists its product as uncharacterized. NCBI's taxonomy places the organism in Eukaryota, Fungi, Mucoromycota, Mucoromycetes, Mucorales, Lichtheimiaceae. The transcript is spliced from 3 exons. Gene Ontology annotation, biological process: mitochondrial electron transport, NADH to ubiquinone. The coding region runs from base 1 to 309 and encodes 102 amino acids. The record is from RefSeq and is a predicted model, not a curated record.